GCCGCAAGCAUGCCGCCCAAGCUACGCGCGCCUGAGAAUGUCUGGACGUACCCGCGCCCUGCCCGCGCUGAGCGCACCGCGGCGCGCCUGCGCGUCGUCUGGACCGACGCCCAGGGUACGGAGACGACGCUCGCAGACACGACUGACGGCUACCGCGUCCUCGAGACGAGCCACCCGCCGACGUACUACUUCCCGCCCUCGGCGGUGCGCCUCGACCUGCUCAAGCCCUCGGCGGCGCGGCGCACGCUGUGCGAGUGGAAGGGCCAGGCGCUGUACCACGACCUGCUUCGGUGCGUGCGAGGCACUCCAGACGCUUCAGGCCCUCUGCUGACGUGCACGCCAGUCGACGACGACCAGGUCGUGCCGCAGGAGGGCGACUUCUACGGCAGCUGGAUCACGCCCGAGAUUACCGGCGGCGACAAGGGCUUCAAGGGCGGCGCGGGCACGUGGGGCUGGUGA
Messenger RNA from Tilletiopsis washingtonensis, 459 nucleotides. RefSeq names its product DUF427-domain-containing protein. The record is from RefSeq and is a predicted model, not a curated record. NCBI's taxonomy places the organism in Eukaryota, Fungi, Basidiomycota, Exobasidiomycetes, Entylomatales. The annotation marks the transcript as partial. The transcript has 3 exons.